Molecule: messenger RNA, 4013 nt
Organism: Ceutorhynchus assimilis (cabbage seed weevil)
Lineage: Eukaryota; Metazoa; Arthropoda; Insecta; Coleoptera; Curculionidae
Source: the annotation of a GenBank genome assembly
AUGUCAGUGUCAGUGAAAAAAAAAUAGUGAAGCCUUUAGACUAGUUGGUGACAGAAGUGUUUAGUGAAAAUUUUUUAGUCCAUAAUUUUUCACUUUCUUCGGAAGAAUAUGAAAGUGUAUCCUCGGGAAGGUGUCUCCUCAAAUUCUAUUUCGUAGAUAGAUUAUUUGGAUAGGGUACAAAUAUGGCCUCGGGCGACACCAUAGAAACUAUCCAAGUUAUAAACUCAAAUUUGGCAUUGAAUAAUAUGAACAAUUCGAAGGAACCACCCGGAAUCUACGAAUCUGGGGCCGCGGGCGAGAACGAAGACAAGGAUAACCUUUCGGUGUUGAACAAAAGCUUUCAGGAUGCGGGCGAUCAGAAAUCCAUAUCAAAUGCAGCCAGAACAAGGGCCGAGAAGGAAAAAGAAAAGGAGAGAAAAAUCGGACAUCGAAGAGUGGGAGUUGGAGGCGAGAUCACCUAUAAGAAGAUCCAAACUACCCAGAUUAUGGGAUCUAUCCAACUCGGUAUCCAACAUGCUGUAGGUGGUCUAGCUUCCAAACCAGAAAGAGAUCUGCUCAUGCAAGAUUUCAUGACAGUCGAAACUACAAAUUUUCCUAACGAAGGCUCCAAUCACACACCUGCUCAUCACUAUUCAGAUUUCAAAUAUAAGAAUUACGCCCCGAUAGCUUUCAGAUAUUUCCGAGAUUUGUUCGGAAUUCGGCCUGAUGACUUUCUGAUGUCUAUGUGUGAUACUCCACUAAGAGAACUCUCCAAUCCUGGUGCUAGUGGUUCUAUUUUUUAUUUAACGGCAGAUGAUGAGUUUAUCAUUAAAACUGUUCAACAUAAAGAGGGCGAAUUUCUUCAAAAAUUAUUACCAGGUUAUUAUAUGAAUUUAAAUCAGAACCCUAGAACAUUACUGCCAAAAUUCUUCGGCUUAUAUUGUUAUCAAUGUAAUAGUAAAAACGUAAGGCUAGUAAUUAUGAACAACUUGUUACCUAGCAAUGUAGCUAUGCAUCAAAAAUAUGAUCUAAAAGGGAGCACAUACAAAAGAAAGGCAUCAAAAGCUGAAAAGGCGAAAAGAUCGCCCACCUACAAAGAUUUAGAUUUUAUGGAGCACCAUCCGGACGGAAUACUAAUGGAAGCUGACACACAUAAGGCCUUAGUCAAUACCAUACAACGAGACUGUCGGGUUUUAGAAAGUUUUAAAAUUAUGGACUACAGUUUGUUGUUGGCUAUACAUAAUUUGGAUCAAGCUCAAAGGGAGAAAUUGGAAAAAAAUUCUCAUACGAAUCUGGAACACGUGCCACAAGACGGCGACGUAGGUGGUCCGAGUAAUCGAAUGUUGUACGAAGAAAGAGAACGAGAAAGAGACGACAGAAUAGGAGCUUCAGCUUUGCUCAAUAGAAGUAAAUCCAUAAACAGGCAGAGGCUGGUGGCUCAUUCCACAGCCAUGGAAAGUAUACAGGCUGAGUCGGAACCUAUAGAUGAGGACGAUGAUACACCUCCUGGUGGAAUUCCGGCACGUAACGCCAAAGGAGAGCGACUGCUCCUGUUCAUCGGUAUUAUUGACAUUUUGCAGAGUUAUCGACUGAAGAAAAAACUGGAGCAUACCUGGAAGUCUAUGAUACAUGACGGAGAUACCGUUUCGGUUCACAGACCCAGCUUUUAUGCUCAGCGUUUUCAAAAGUUCAUGGCCGAAAAAGUAUUUAAGAAAAUUCCGUCUCUGGACCUGCCUGAAAUUAAGGGCAACCAUCGUAAAUUCCGCACCCUGGUAACGAGCUACAUAGCUCUCAAACAUUCCCCGUCAAAACGAAAAUCGCUGUCGAAACCUUUAAGACACGAAGAGUUGUUAGAAAAUAUUAGCCCCACAGAAGCUCCUAUACCAACAAGUACGAAAAGCCUACCUCCUACUACCUCGACUCUCAUUACAACGGCCCCUAUAUCUCCUCCCUACACAUCCUCUUCCACACCGUUAACGUCACCGCCUGCGAUCUUCCCCGCCGUGUUGGUGGGUCCUAAGCAGAAAGUGCCGCCCCCAGUACCCCCACGGGGUACCCCGAAAACUAAACAACGCAUCGACCUGAAUGGAAAAGGUGUAGUACCCAGUUGCUGCAGUACACCGCCCCCCACCUAUUCCGAAGGACUUGACCGGAGCGACGCGGGAUCCACGACCGGUUCCGUUUCGGGACCAGCUUCUUCCGCCUGGGGUUCCAGACACCAUCCCGGGGGACAUCAUCACAGUAGCUCGCAUCACCACCACGUGGUCAUGAAAAACUACAAAGACGAUUCGGUCAGUUAUAUUUCCAGUAUAACCGAUAUCAAAUUGGAAUCGUCGCGAGCUGAGACUAAGUCCUCGCUCAGCGUAGGAUCGUCGGGAGGUAGUUCAACGGCCGGUGGUCAUAGUUCCUCAGGCGGUCACUCGUCGAGAACAGGGUUGGUGUGGACGCCUCCGACUUCCGUCGAGGGAUCGACGCCCACCUGGACCGAAGGUUGUCCAACGACCCCGUUUAGAAAAGGCUCGAGUACUUCCAGUAAGCACCACAAAAAAACUGUAGAGCACGCCAUUAACUGCCUGACAACGGAAAUGGAACAGUUGAAGAACCGCGUCGAGCUGGAUUACGAUUGACAAUGACAGAACUAUAUGUAAAAUUGGUGUAAUAGCAAACUGAUUUUGCUCCAUUGAUAGUGUGUUCGUCAUCAUUUUUAUCAUCUUGCGUGUGAUCGCUCCUAAAAUAUAUCUCUACUGUGGGUUUGUUUUACCACAGAGGGAUUGUUUUAAGACUUUGACGCUUGUGCUGUGUAAUUUUCGAGGAAUGAGGCUACAAGAAUAAAUCUAUUACUGAAUUACAAAAUGAAUUCUUAACAAUCGCUAGUAAGUCUUGAAUUGGCUCAAGUAUUUAUUUUUGAGGGUCGAGAAAUAUUUUUGUAACCCUUAAGCCUCUUAUUAAACACGAUGUUGGAACAUUGGCGAAUAUUAUUAUUAUUUUCUAGUUAAAAUAAGUAAUUAAAAUAUCGUCUCUAUUGCUUCAUCAAUAAUUGUGAAUAUGAUCUGUUUUAUAAUAAUAUGCCUAUUAAACUUGGUUCUUAACAUUUUUGUGGUUGGUUGGUUUUUUAUUUUUAUUUUUGUUAUUUUUUUUUCUAGUACAAGUAUGAAAACUCUUCGAUAUACUUCAUAAGAAAAUAUUAAUAACCAAGUUUCUGUACUGUAUAGUAUUUUGACAUUAAGUGAUAAAGUAUUUUGUUCCCUAGCGAGCUAAACUAGCUCCAGGAUAUAUUUUAUUUUCAAAAUUCUAGUUAGCAGUAUUUUUGCGAAUAAUACGAAUGGCCGUAUCAUCCGUGAAUUAAUUGUUUACAUUCCAUCACUCAUAUGUAUUUGUAAAAAUUGAUGUAAUGUUUUUUGUAAUCUCCUGUUUCAUAAAUGUGAUCUUUUAGCACUGUGUACUGAAAAUUUCACUUAUUUGGCACCACAGUGCGUUCUUAAUGUUCAUAUGUUCAAAUGUGGCAAUAAUUAUUCUAGAUUUAAGUUCAAAAUUGACUUAUUUAUAUAGGUAUUCUGUCAAAAAUGUUUUAUCACAUGUUUUUUAUGUACCAACUAGAUAUUAUUGAUAUUUUAUAUAUGUAUUUAGUAUUUAUUUAUGAUACCAAUGCUUUUUAUAUUUUCCUAGAUAAAAUUUUUCAAAUCAUAUUGUAAAAAUAAGGCUCAGGUACAUAUUUGUGCAUAUUUAUUGUUAAAAUUUGUAAAUGUUGUAGCGGGUAGAUUUGAAAUAAUAAUAAUAAUAAUGAAAAGUGGAUAAUUCAAAUCUCACAUUGCAGAUUAUCGUUUAUUCUCAAACAAUCAAUCAUUGGAUUUGAUUGGUUCGAGAUUUAAUAAAAACUAUAUUAUGAUAAUGCUUGAAAAGUUGUUAGCUGACCUGUUUUUUUUUAUAAUGCUGAUUGUUAUGUAUAUAAUAUGAAAAAUAAGUCCUAGAGAAAUUUUUAAAAGGUUUUAUUGCUCUGCUUAUCUAGCUUUCGAAAUAUAAAUAUUAUAACGUAA